CUCCUCAUACGGAGUACGGGGUAUUCUGUUCCCCAAUUCCUCUCAUAUCAACUGAUCAUUACCAUUAAUCCUUAAUCGCUAUAAAGAGAAAUAGACGUAAAGUCGUUGAAUAUCAUCUCCAGCAUUGUCCGGAUCCCCAUCAAUUGACCCAGUUCAACAUUUCUUACCUUGAAUCUCUAGCAUACUUCCUUUUCUUUUCCCUCCGAUAUCUUCCUCCAUUCUUCGUGUAGCCAUCGAAACUCCUUCCCGCCUUGGGACACCAAAAGAGGAUACGCCGAAAGAAGGAACCGAUUCCAAGCCAAUUACAUCUCUCCAACCCGGGGGACGACCUGACACGCGCACCCAAGCAGAUCCACGUCGCCAGGAAACAACAACAUGACGUCCCCUUUACAUCUCGUGCUCCUCUUCCCAGUUCUCCUAUUAAUUCACACACUGACUACCUACCUGCUAAACCCCCUCCGCCGUGUUCCGCCAGCGCACCCCCUCGCCCCCUUCACUCGCCUCUGGAUUCUGUCUGUCCGCUGGCGAGGCAUCGAGAAUGCGACGCUGAAGGCCGCACAUGCGCGGCUCGGGCCCGUGGUAUGUCUUUCUCCGGCGGAGGUCAGCGUCAACUGCGUGGUCGGCGGUAUCAGGGAGGUGUAUGGGGGUGGGAUGGAGAAGGGGAAUGGUAGUGGGUAUUGUUGGUAUGGGUUCUUUGCAAACUAUGGUGGCAUCGAUAACAUGUUCACGAUCGGAGGCAACAAGGCCCAUUCUACCCGAAAGCGUAUCAUCAGCAACAUCUACAGCAAAUCCGUCGUCACCACCUCGCCUGUCCUGUUCGCACAGGUAUCUGCGAUUAUCUACGAGCGCUUCCUGCCCCGACUUCAAUCCGUCGUCUCGACCGGCGAUGGGGUGUUCAACAUCUACGACAUCCUGCACGGCAUGACCAUGGACAUCGUCACCGGAUAUAUCUUCGGGCUGCAGUCGAGCUCGAAUCUCGUGUCGAACCCCGAGGAGUUGACGUGGUUCCUGGGUCUGUACAACUCGCGACGGUCGUACAAUUUCUGGCCACAGGAGCUCCCUCAGUGGACAGAUGCGGUUCAGAAGUGGUUGGGCUACCACCUGUCGCCGCAAUGGGUGGACGAGGCCAACGGCAACAUCGAGAAGUGGACAAUGGCUAUGUGCAAGCGCGCGGCGGCCGCGAUGCAGAAGUCCGACCUUAAACCUCAAGACACACCGGUGGUCUACCAGCAACUGAGGGCGGCAGUGGCCAAGGAGGCAGCGAAGAUGGACAAUGGUAACAACAAGAUCGACGUGGACCUGACAGUCGCGUCCGAGGUGCUCGAUCACCUAGCAGCAGGCUUCGACACCUCUGGCAUCACUCUCACAUACAUCGUCCACGAGCUCUCUCGUCACCCGGAGAUCCAGUCUCGGCUGCAGGAGGAGCUUCAAACCUUGUCACCACCCAUCGCACUCUCCUCUGCGCCGAAGCUGCCUGACCCAAAGGUCCUGGACGCGCUUCCACUGCUCCAUGCGGUGACAUGGGAGACGCUGCGUCUGCACUCCGCAAUUCCAGGGCCGCAACCAAGAUUCACGCCGCCGCAGGGCGCCCGUCUCGGUCCGGCUGAACUGAACUACUAUGUCCCCGGCAACGUGAGGGUGAGCGCGAGUGCAGGCCUCCUUCAUCUGAACGAGGAUGUAUAUGAUCACGCGGAGGAAUGGAGGCCGCAGAGGUGGCUGGAGGAAGUGAGCGAGGAGAAGAGGAAGGACAUGGAGAGCCGUUGGUUCUGGGCCUUUGGAAGCGGUGGUCGAAUGUGCGUGGGUAGCCAUUUGGCUGUUUACCAAAUGAAGUACAUCAUAGCCGCACUGUACAGCAACUAUACCACCAUCAUUGUCGACGACACAGGCAUCGAGCAGAGUGAUUCGUACACUGCUCCACCCAAGAGUGACAAGUUCCUGGUAAAGUUAGUAGAACAUGUGAAGACCGGGUAAACCAUCCCCUCCUUCUCUAGAGCAACAUCCCUCCCCCCCUCCCCGAGCAACUACUACAACCAUGCCGCAUCAAGGCUUGAUAGCCCGUAAGCUCGCCUUGUCUAAAAGAUCCGGGGGAAGGGGAGAUGCCUAACCGGAGAGGGCCAAAUUGAAAUGUGGACCGGGAAAGCCGGUGUCGGCGGAGGCAUGGUGUGCAAGGAAGUUCAGUCACGGUGCUGUUUUGUCUAUUGCCAGACUGUGCCUCUUCCGUUGCCACCCCAUCGAGACCUGUGAUAUUGAACCACGGUUGUGCUCGGUGCUUAGCGGCACGAACGGGAACAAACCGUGGGGGAGAGGCGUGGAUCUAAAGCAGGUCGAGAACACAAGAACAAGAACACACGCGCACACACAGGGAGAGAAAGUGUAACGAUGUGUGUGCUACCAGGCCCCGC
Messenger RNA from Aaosphaeria arxii CBS 175.79, 2402 nucleotides. Its product is annotated as cytochrome P450. The transcript has 4 exons. The record is from RefSeq and is a predicted model, not a curated record. Gene Ontology annotation, molecular function: heme binding; iron ion binding; monooxygenase activity. Bases 376 to 1971 code for a protein of 531 amino acids. Lineage: Eukaryota; Fungi; Ascomycota; Dothideomycetes; Pleosporales.